Choloepus didactylus (southern two-toed sloth) is the source of this 1297-nucleotide messenger RNA. RefSeq names its product mono-ADP ribosylhydrolase 1 (gene MACROD1). Gene Ontology annotation, cellular component: nucleoplasm. The transcript is spliced from 11 exons. Gene Ontology annotation, biological process: purine nucleoside metabolic process; DNA damage response; peptidyl-glutamate ADP-deribosylation. The record is from RefSeq and is a predicted model, not a curated record. NCBI's taxonomy places the organism in Eukaryota, Metazoa, Chordata, Mammalia, Pilosa, Megalonychidae. Gene Ontology annotation, molecular function: ADP-ribosylglutamate-[protein] hydrolase activity. The coding region runs from base 141 to 1118 and encodes 325 amino acids.
GCUGCGCGUCCCGCUGGCUCCGAGCAGGUCGCCGUGAACUGGCACACGCCACCCGGUCCCGGAGUAAAUAAGGGAGCGACUCUCCCGAGCCCCGUAAAUAGAGUCCAAGUGGGCGGGGAGCCGCCCCGCGCCGCCUGCUCAUGUCGCUGCAGAGUCGCGUGUCCGGCCGCCUGGCACAACUGCGCGCGGCGGGGCAGCUCUUAGUCGCCCCGCGCCCCUGGCCCGGCCCGUCGGCGGGUGCCGCGCGGACCCGCAGCAGUGCGUGCAGCCCCCCGGCGCCCCUGGGCGCGUACGGCCUCCGCGCGCGGGCCCCAGCGGGAGUUGGGGCUUGGGGGGCGGCGGCAGUGGGGCGGAGAGCCGGGGUGCGCACCUGGGCCCGCCUGGCCAUGGCGGCGAAGGUGGACCUGAGCACCUCCACCGACUGGAAGGAGGCAAAAUCCUUUCUGAAGGGCCUAAGUGACAAGCAGCGGGAGGAACACUAUUUCUGCCGGGACUUCAUCAGGCUGAAGAAGGUCCCGACAUGGAAAGAGAUGGCAAAAGGGGUAGCCGUGAAGGUGGAGGAGCCCAAGUACAAGAAGGACAAGCAGCUCAACGAGAAGAUCUCCCUGUUCCGUGGCGAUAUCACCAAGCUGGAAGUGGACGCCAUCGUGAACGCCGCCAACAGCUCCCUGCUUGGAGGCGGCGGUGUGGACGGCUGCAUCCACCGGGCCGCCGGGCCCCUGCUCACCGACGAGUGCCGGACCCUGCAGAGCUGCGAGACAGGCAAGGCCAAGAUCACCUGUGGCUACCGGCUGCCUGCCAAGUACGUCAUCCACACGGUGGGACCCAUCACCCACGGUGAGCCGAGCGCCAGCCAGGCCGCCGAGCUCCGCAGCUGCUACCUGAGCAGCCUCGACCUGCUGCUGGAGCACCGGCUCCGCUCGGCGGCGUUCCCCUGCAUCUCCACCGGCGUGUUUGGCUACCCCAACGAGGCGGCGGCCGAGGUGGUGCUGGAGACGCUGCGCGAGUGGCUGGAGCAGCACAAGGACAAGGUGGACCGGCUCAUCAUCUGCGUCUUCCUGGAGAAGGACGAAGACAUCUACCGGCAACGGCUUCCCCACUACUUCCCCGCAGCCUGACGGCGGGGCGCUGCCCACCCUGACCAGGACGACCCGCCCCGGCCGGCAGGACCUCACUCCCAGCUCUGAGAGGCCGCUGAAGUCUGCAGCUUGGUGGGGCCUCCCCGUUCUUUCCCCCAGCCCCUGUCCCCCAGGAGCCUCCUAAUAAAAAGCACCCUCACUGCAGCCCUUGCGUCUCC